Drosophila ficusphila is the source of this 1349-nucleotide messenger RNA. RefSeq names its product LIM and senescent cell antigen-like-containing domain protein 1 (gene stck). Lineage: Eukaryota; Metazoa; Arthropoda; Insecta; Diptera; Drosophilidae. The coding region runs from base 204 to 1241 and encodes 345 amino acids. The transcript has 7 exons. The record is from RefSeq and is a predicted model, not a curated record. Gene Ontology annotation, biological process: cell-cell adhesion; positive regulation of substrate adhesion-dependent cell spreading; positive regulation of integrin-mediated signaling pathway. Gene Ontology annotation, cellular component: cytoplasm; cell-cell junction; focal adhesion.
CCAAAUAGAGUUGGUUUUUCUGCGUCUUUUUCCACGGAAGCUGUUAAUUAAUUAACAAUUUGUUCACUCAAGCAGAGGCUUUAAUUAAAAAGUGUUCUUAAAAGUGUUUCGCUCGUCGUGAUCCAAAAAAGUCGUAGACCAGGUGCAACAGGUGCCGAUCGCAAGUGAAAGCCAGUUGAAAAGCUAAAAGAAAAAUCCACAGAAUGCCGCCCGUGCAAGUCCAGGCAGCAAACAUGUCGCUGGGUGCAAUGCAUUGCACUCGUUGCGCCGAUGGAUUCGAACCUACCGAAAAGAUUGUCAACUCUAAUGGAGAACUCUGGCACACCCAAUGCUUUGUGUGUGCUCAGUGCUUUCGACCCUUCCAGGAUGGCAUCUUCUACGAGUUCGAAGGCCGAAAGUACUGUGAGCGCGACUUUCACGUGCUUUUUGCGCCCUGUUGCAACAAGUGCGGCGAGUUCGUCAUCGGGCGGGUCAUCAAGGCAAUGUCAGCCAGCUGGCAUCCACAGUGCUUCCGCUGCCAACUGUGCGCCAAGGAGCUGGCCGACUGCGGGUUUAUCAAGAACCAGAACCGCGCCUUGUGCCACGAGUGCAAUGCCAAGGUUAAGGCGGAGAUCACCGGCCGCUAUGUAUGCCAAAAAUGCCACGGCCUCAUCGACGAGGAGCCAUUGCGAUUCCGGGGCGAAGUCUACCACGGCUAUCACUUCAGUUGCACGGCCUGUGGUACCGAACUGGAUUCGACGGCUCGAGAGGUCAAGAGUCGACCAGGAUUGGCUGCAAACGAUAUGAACGAAUUGUAUUGUCUCCGUUGCCACGAUAAAAUGGGUAUUCCCAUAUGUGGCGCCUGUCGUCGGCCAAUUGAGGAGCGCGUGGUCACGGCGUUGGGCAAGCAUUGGCAUGUGGAGCACUUUGUGUGCGCCAAGUGCGAGAAGCCCUUCCUGGGACACCGGCACUACGAGAAACGGGGAUUGGCCUACUGCGAGACGCACUAUCAUCAGCUCUUCGGUAACCUGUGCUUCGUCUGCAACCAGGUCAUCGGAGGCGAUGUUUUCACUGCCCUCAACAAGGCCUGGUGUGUUCACCACUUUGCCUGCUCUGUGUGCGAUACGAAGAUGACACAGAAGUCCAAGUUCUACGAGUACGACGAAAAGCCGGUGUGCAAAAAGUGCUAUGAGCGCUUCCCCAACGAGCUGCGACGUCGCCUGCGCACCGCCCACGAAAUGACUAUGAAGAAGAACGUUUAAUUGCCCGGAACCAUAGCCUUGGAGCCACACCAAACAGUGCCUUGUCGUUGUUGACCCGCUUUCUCUACCAUUUAACAUUCGAGAAACAAAAACCAAACUAAAACCCUU